GCACAUUGCAAACACUGAGCAGCAGCAGCAGCAGCAGCAGCAGGAGGAGGAGGAAUGGCAGAAUCCAGCAGAAUCCUGGUCAAAGGGGGGAAAGUUGUAAACGAGGACUGUUCCGUCAUCAGCGACGUUUACAUCGAAGAUGGGAAAAUAGUGGAAGUUGGGCCAAACCUCCAGAUCCCAGCCGGAGUGCGGGUGAUUAACGCCACAAACAAGCUGGUGAUCCCGGGCGGGAUAGAUACACACACACACAUGGAGCUGGCGUUCAUGGGGACCAAGGCUGUGGACGAUUUCCACAUUGGGACCAAGGCCGCUCUGGCCGGAGGGACAACAAUGAUCUUGGACUUCGUCAUCCCCCAAAAAGGGAAGUCUCUCCUGGAGGCCUACGAUGCUUGGCGUAGGACAGCCGAUGCCAAAGUUUGCUGCGACUACUCUCUGCAUGUCGCCGUCACGUGGUGGAGCGAUGAGGUCAAGAAAGAGAUGGAAACUCUGGCCAAAGAAAAGGGAGUGAACUCCUUCAAGAUGUUCAUGGCCUAUAAGGAUGUGUUUAUGCUUCAGGACUCUGAGCUAUACGCCGCCUUUUCCCAGUGUAAAGACAUUGGAGCUAUAGCUCAAGUGCAUGCUGAAAAUGGGGAUUUGAUCGCAGAGGGGGCCAAGAAGAUGCUGUCCAUGGGAAUCAGGGGGCCUGAAGGUCAUGAACUCUGUCGGCCAGAGGAGGUGGAGGCCGAGGCCACGCAGCGAGCGAUCACCAUCGCCCACGCUGUCAACUGCCCGCUCUACGUGGUCCAUGUCAUGAGCAAAUCUGCUGCCAAGGUGGUGGCUGAUUCACGCAGGGACGGCCGUGUGGUGUUCGGGGAGCCAAUUGCAGCUGGGUUAGGCACUGAUGGGACCCACUACUGGCACAAAGACUGGGCCCAUGCUGCUGGUUUUGUUAUGGGCCCUCCUCUUAGACCUGAUCCAAGCACCCCAGCGUACCUAAUGGACCUAUUGGCCAAUGAUGAUUUGAGUGUCACGGGAACAGACAACUGCACCUUCUCUGUGUGCCAGAAGGCCCUGGGCAAAGACGACUUCACUAAGAUCCCGAAUGGAGUGAAUGGUGUGGAGGACAGGAUGUCUGUCAUCUGGGAGAGAGGAGUGCACAGCGGCAAAAUGGACGAGAAUCGAUUCGUGGCCAUCACAAGCAGCACCGCAGCAAAAAUCUUCAACUUCUACCCGCAGAAAGGCCGCAUCGGCAAAAACUCAGACGCCGACGUGGUGGUGUGGGACCCCAACCUGACGAGGAGGAUAUCGGCCAAGACCCACCACCAAGCCGUGGACUACAACAUCUUUGAGGGCAUGGAGUGCCACGGCGUCCCCAUAGUCACCAUCUCCAGAGGGAAAGUGGUUUAUGAGGACGGGCAGCUCCACAUCUCACCGGGACAGGGCAGAUUCAUUCACAGAGGCCCGUUCUCAGAGUUCGUUUACAAAAGAAUCAGGCAACGAGACCAGGUGGACAGACCUGCAGCUGUGAUCAGAAAGCCCUACGAAGGCAAAGUCAUCUCCGUUUGAACUGACCGAGAACAUGAAAGUCUGUCUGGACGUCCAGCUGUGUCCCUGCAGUAUGACCAAGAUGCUAUCAAAGCAGUAAAGAAGGGACGUUUCUUAUAGAUAUGACAGUUUUAGACAUUUAAAGUGUAUCCAUUGGUUAUGUUAACACUACUCAACACUUUGUUCAGCUUUCUGCUGGAAGAUAAAACUGUGGUACAUUUCUUCAGCUGUGUCAGGCUUUCAGGAUGGGUCUGCUCAACGGGCUGGUUUGUAGAACCCACUAAAUGUUUUUAGCUUUCAUGCUAAAAUAUUUCAAGGUGAUAAUGUUUUAGCACGAUUUCAUGUUUAUAAGAUGGUAGGAAAACAAAUAACUGUACCAUUCAUACACUGCAUAUUGUGGUAGUUGCCUAGAUGUGAACUUGCAUCUGCUUCUUUUCUUCUUUCAUGCCAGUUUCCUUAAUCUUUAAUCCCCAUUUCUCCCCAGUGCUUGUUGCCCUUGGCAACGGGAUUGAUUUUUCUCAACCCAAAAGCAUAUUUUCAUUUGAUUAAAUAUUCAUGAAAAACACAGA
Molecule: messenger RNA, 2093 nt
Organism: Gambusia affinis (western mosquitofish)
Lineage: Eukaryota; Metazoa; Chordata; Actinopteri; Cyprinodontiformes; Poeciliidae
Gene: dpys
Product: dihydropyrimidinase
Exons: 9
Coding region: 55-1545 (496 amino acids)
Biological process (GO): pyrimidine nucleobase catabolic process
Cellular component (GO): cytosol; cytoplasm
Molecular function (GO): dihydropyrimidinase activity
Source: RefSeq, a predicted model, not a curated record